AUGAUGGGCGCAGUAAAUGGCUUGUGUUCUGAAUGCCGUGGAGAACGUGGAGACGUGAGUUCGAUUGACGAGAGCAGGUUAUUGAUCGUCUGGAAAUUGCCACUUGCUGAAGUGGUCAUUGAUUUUUUCGAGCGAUUGAAACGAAUCACCUCUGGAUACGCAUCGUUUGACUAUGAACAAGACGGUUACAUCGAGACAAAGCUGAUCAAACUGACAUUAACUAUCAAUGGACGAGAGGUGCCCGAGUUCUCCCAAAUCAUUCCUGCAGCUAUGGCACAAGAACGAGCAAAGCUACUGGUGCAUCGCCUGAAAAGAGAAAUUCCACGACAGCAGUUCGAAGUCACGAUCAAAGCUUGUGUUGGAAGUUCGUCAAAGGCGCUAUCGCAGGUGUCUAUCCAGCCGAUGAAACGAGACUUUACCCAAUUGCUCAAAGGCAAUUUUGGUGGUGGAGGAAAGGAGCGUUUGAACAAGAAGUUAAGCCAUCAGAAGAAAGGCAAGGAACGUAUGAAAAUGAUAGGUAAUGUACAAAUACCAAAAGAGGCGUUUUUGAAUGUGCUUAGGAAUUAA
Molecule: messenger RNA, 567 nt
Organism: Ostertagia ostertagi
Lineage: Eukaryota; Metazoa; Nematoda; Chromadorea; Rhabditida; Trichostrongylidae
Source: the annotation of a GenBank genome assembly